AUGAUUCUUGGUGCCGGCUGCUCAUUGGUCAGCCAGUCGACUUCCCAGGCUUCACACCUGUGGAAUCAGGUUCAGAUCUCUUACAUCUCUACAUCUCCGGCCUUGUCUGACAAAAGCAGAUUUCCUCGUUUUUUUCGUCUCAAUGCUCCCGACACGAAGGUGAAUCCGGCCAGAGUGGAAAUCAUUAAGCAAUUUGGAUGGAAGAGGGUGGCCACCAUUCACCAAUCUCUGGAGCUGUUCUCCACGAUUUUAGACGGGCUACUGGACGAGCUGGCGUUGAAUAAUGUGACUGUCAUCACCUCGGAGAUAUUCAGAGACGAUCCUAAAACCCAGAUUGAGAACCUUAAGAAACACGACGCCCGAAUUAUCAUUGGUGAUUUCUACCAAGACAUGUCGUAUAAAGUCUUCUGUGAGGCAUACAAGCAGAAAUUGUACGGUUCUAAGAUCGUGUGGUUGAUCACUGGUUGGCUGGAGGAGGACUGGUGGGUGCACAUCGAUAACACGACGGGCAUUGAUUGUACAGUGAGCCAGUUAAAGGAGGCUAUCGAGGGUCAUUUCGCCAUCAGAACCAUCUACCUGAACCCGAAAGAGGAGGCAGGAGUGGCAGGCCUCACUGCUUCAGAGUUCCAACGUGCUUAUUACAACAAAACCAAUCACCAGGUCUUCUUCGGUGACAUCAAGGCGUCUCUGAGCUAUGACUGCACAUGGGCUAUUGCUUUAGCGCUAAACGAUACCUUAACAAAUCUUACUAAUGGGACUGGUCGACCACCCCGCGAUUCCGUAGAGGUUAUAGUGAAGGUUCAGCUUGUGUCUCCUGUUCUAUUCGCCGUCUUCUGUCUCUUGGCUGCCAUUGGAAUUAUUCUUGGGAUGUCAUUUCUUGCCUUUAAUCAAUACUUCAAAGACCAAAGGAUUAUCAAGAUGUCUUCGCCUCGGCUCAAUAACGUUAUAUUAAUAGGAUGUACAGUGAUCUAUGCUACAGUCUUUUUCGAAGAUAUUAAUGGUCAGGUCGCACAGAUGUGCUGGAUUAAAACCCUCUUUCUGUUGACUGGAUUUUCCCUCACCUUUGGUGGUCUAUUUUCCAAGACCUGGCGUGUAUAUGUUAUCUUCACAAACCCAAAACUAGAACGAAAGGUUGUAACAGACCGGAAGUUGUUUGGAAUGGUAGCAGCACUUCUUGCCGUCAACAUGUCUGUUUUUGUCGCAUGGGAAUGCGUGGACCCUCAGCAAAAACGAGGCUACAAUAACACUCCAGAGAAUGUGGUAAACUUGGCGGAGGCUAGAGGAAAUGGCAGAUGGGGAGGGGUGUUUGUUUGGAAGAAUGUGGUAAACUUGGCGGAGCCUGGAGGAAAUGGAAGUGGGGGAGGGGUGUUUGUUCGGAAGAAUGUGGUAAACUUGGCGGAGCCUGGAGGAAAUGGCAGGUGGGGAGGGGUGUUUGUUCGGAAGAAUGUGGUAAACUUGGCGGAGCCUGGAGGAAAUGGCAGGUGGGGAGGGGUGUUUGUUCGGAAGAAUGUGAUUGCAGAUAACGGCGACACCGUCUACCAGCCUCAAAUAAACAGAUGUGAAUCACAGUAUCAACUGUACUUCCUCGGGGUACUCUACGCUAUUCAAGGCAUUCUCCUUUUGUUCGGCUCUUUUUUGGCCUGGGAGACAAGGAAGGUUAAGCUACAAGCUCUGAACGACUCCCACUACAUCGGUAUGAGUAUCUACAAUGUGGUGGUGCUCAGUCUUCUCGCUGUCCUCGUGUCUGUGUUUGUGGAUGAGAACGUGAACUUGUUGUUUGGACUGCUAUCCGGAAUCACAGUAUUCGGUACCACAGCCACUCAGUGUCUUGUCUUCGUCCCAAAGAUUAUGUAUUUCAAAGAGAGCCGCACGGGGCCGAUGGAUGACCAUGUGUCAAAGGUUUCGACUCUGCCAACGACCACAUCAUUGGACCAGCGCCUGAACGACCUACAGAAGCAGAACCGGGAGAAACUAGUGUUGAUCGAGCAGUUACGAAGGCAACUCAAGAUGGCACAAGAACGCAUCGUGAACGUUAGUCCGCUGGUGAAGAUCCGAGUGGAAGGAAAAUUUCCGUGA
Messenger RNA from Liolophura sinensis, 2076 nucleotides. RefSeq lists its product as uncharacterized. The record is from RefSeq and is a predicted model, not a curated record. The coding region runs from base 1 to 2076 and encodes 691 amino acids. NCBI's taxonomy places the organism in Eukaryota, Metazoa, Mollusca, Polyplacophora, Chitonida, Chitonidae. Gene Ontology annotation, cellular component: membrane; G protein-coupled receptor heterodimeric complex. Gene Ontology annotation, molecular function: G protein-coupled GABA receptor activity. The transcript is spliced from 15 exons. Gene Ontology annotation, biological process: gamma-aminobutyric acid signaling pathway; G protein-coupled receptor signaling pathway.